AUGCAGUGCAAACUUCGCCCCCUUGAAGCUAUUUGCGUUGCUGGUGCAGUCGAAGAUUGUUUGGAUAGGCUUCGCGUCUUGCAGAGCCUUACUCCAUCAGUUAUUACUCAAAGAGAUGAAUUAUCAAAUAUUCUUGGAAAUACAGUUGCCCAAAUUAUCAAAGAACAAAAGGUUUGCGAAGAAAAAUACGAAGUAUUAGUUAAGCGUAGAUCUGAGCUUAAAUCUCUUUCAAACAAGACAAGAUAUAAAAAGAACCAAGAUAAGAUCGAAGCUCAGGCUCACGAACUUCAGGAAUUGACACGCGAACUUUGCAAGCAUCUUCGUGAAUCUCCAAACGUCUCUCAGAACUUGCUCAAAAUCCAAACAGAGAGAACAGAUUUAAUUACUCAUUUCGAAUCCUUUAGAAAGGAGCUCCUUUCAACAUACUCAUUCCAAGGAAUCUACGAAUGGGCAUCUGGCCGCACAACAGCAUACAAUAAAAUGAUGCAAAUCAUGCAACAAGAUAAAGAUAUGCAAAAGGAAAUUAAAGACCUUGAUGAAAAAAUCCGUAAGACUGAAGCUGAGAUGGCUCGUCAACUUGAAGACCUCGAUAUUAAGAUUAAGGCCUCCAAAGAAGAAUUACAGCAAACACAAGCAAGAAUUGAGGACGUAAAGGCAAACAGAGAUGACGAGCGCCAGGCACACCUUGAAGCACAGCAGAAUAUGAACGAAUUGAACCAAUCCAAGCUUACACAACAAGUUAUUAACGCUAAAUUACAACUUCAGAAUGAGAAAAACGUACAUUCAGUUACUUUGUCUUACUUCGAUCGUCGUCGUGCUAAAAUCAACCAGAUGAUGAAAGAAUGGACAGAUAAAUACGAAACUGAUAUUAAACAAGAGACCGAGAAGCUCCAGGGAUUCAAGAGAAGAAUAGAUGCAGCUACAGCUGAUUACAACGAACUUAAGCCUGAAAAGGAAGAGGCAGAAAGACUUAUGGCUCUCGAAACAGAAAGAGCUAAAGAAAGAGCCAAGCAAAACGAAUUACGUAAUUCUCAGACAACUGUUAUGAAUAAGAUCAAGAUUCUUUACCUUUUGCACUCUAAAAUUAGAGGUCCAUUGCCAAAACCAAAACGUGGCAAAGGUAAGAAGAAAUAA
Molecule: messenger RNA, 1134 nt
Organism: Trichomonas vaginalis G3
Lineage: Eukaryota; Parabasalia; Trichomonadida; Trichomonadidae
Product: sperm axoneme assembly
Exons: 1
Coding region: 1-1134 (377 amino acids)
Biological process (GO): cilium organization
Cellular component (GO): motile cilium; cytoplasm
Source: RefSeq, a predicted model, not a curated record